Oncorhynchus mykiss (rainbow trout) is the source of this 5474-nucleotide messenger RNA. The record is from RefSeq and is a predicted model, not a curated record. Lineage: Eukaryota; Metazoa; Chordata; Actinopteri; Salmoniformes; Salmonidae.
CUAGCCAGGACACCAUGGCAUGACAGUAUCCUUCUUUCAAAUAAUAGGCCUUCAACAACAAAAAUGUCCUGGAGUACAUGACACAGGAACAUGACACAAUGUGUACAUUUUUAGCAGCAUCGUUAUUGGUAUGAAAGAAAUUCAAUGAUAUGCAACACUGGAUGGAUCUGAGCCUGAUUGACUUGAGUAGAUGUCCAGAAGACGGACAUUACCACCUCUUUGUAAUUCGCAAAGCGCAAGUCGCUGAUUUGAUUGGCUGUCCCGUGUGCCACAGGAAGAGGCUACUAAGAGAGGUGUUCAUUGAUUGGUUCGUUCUGUCUUUGUAUGCCAGGCAGCUGAGCAGCUUGUCGGUUUGAAUGUGCAGGGAUUGGAAGGGACCAUUUCCAUGGACCAUCUGUCUCACAGGCUAGCGAUACAACAAAGGACCCAGGAUGGUGUUAGUACAUGUCGGAUAUUUGGUUCUUCCCGUAUUUGGCUCUGUAAGAAAUAGAGUAUCGAGGCUGGCGCUACAUUCCGCAUAUCUCAGACCUUUGUCCCCUUCCAUUGUGUUGCUAACGAUCAUCUGCUGCUGUCUGCCGUAGCCUCUGCCUGUUCUCUGCAUCUAGCUGUAUUGUGAACCCCUUCUUCCUCAUUUCCUAUUUCCAUCUGAAGACGACAUUGGCAUUAAAACCCGAGUUCUCCCACUCAUACCCGCAAGGAACAAGUGAUGUCUUUACCUUGACAUAUACACUUAGAUGCAUAAUUCUCUCUUGCUUCAAUAUGGAAUGACACCUAGCUGUUCAGGAGCACACUUCACCAGGCAUCAGCACAGCCAUGCUACCUCCUGCCGACAUUUUAACCUGGUGGCCCCCCAGGCUCCCAUCUCAGCAGAGUUCCCCCUGGGCCAUGCCAGCCAGCCCCCCCAGACUGGCCUGGCCCCUCACCUGUCCCCAGCCCCCCACCAACCUCCGGCCCUGCCGGCCCCCCCUCAGUUCCAGGACGUCCAGGGGCCUCCGUUUCUACCUCAGGCCUUACACCAGCAAUACCUCAUCCAGCAGCAGCUUCUAGAGGCGCAACACCGCAGGAUCCUCCCACACCCCCGGCGAACACAGGAGCGCGUUCCUCUGAACCCUCACAGGCUCCGCUCGGGGUAUGACUACACCCCUCCCCUCCACGUCCCCCAGCCAAUCAGCCAACAGCCGCGCUACCUGGCCGAGGGCACAGACUGGGACCUCAGUGUGGACGCUGGCCUCUCUCACCAUCAGUACCAGCUCCAGCAGCUUCCACAGCACUAUCAGCAUUACCUGGCGGCAUCCCCCAGAAUGCACCACUUUCCCAGGAACACGACUUCUACUCAAGUGGUUGUACACGAGAUCAGAAACUACCCAUACCCCCAGCUACACCUGCUGGCUCUACAGAGCCUCAACCCCUCACGCCACGCUUCGGCUGUACGAGAGAGCUAUGAGGAGCUGUUGCAGCUUGAAGACAGGCUGGGAAGUGUCAGUAGAGGAGCAGUUCAGACCACCAUAGAGAGAUUCACCUUCCCACACAAAUACAAGAAGAGGAAGCCUCUGGAUAUGAAGAUUGGUGAGAAAGACGAGGAGACUGACGUGGAUGAGAAAUGUACCAUCUGCCUGUCGAUGCUGGAGGACGCAGAGGAUGUCAGGCGGUUACCCUGCAUGCACCUCUUCCACCAGGGCUGUGUGGACCAGUGGCUGGCGACCAGCAGAAAGUGUCCAAUCUGCCGCGUAGACAUCGAGACGCAGCUCCAUCCUGACAGCUGAUGGCCCGGGGGUGAAGCCUGACGGCCUGGCUGCUGUCAAUCACCCUGGUGUGUUUCCUGCUCCCAUCCACCCAGGCCCUGGUCCCUCCUCACACGGGUGCUUGCCAAAUGUCUCCAGACGUCAUGUGACAUCACCCUCUGACUCACGCUUUACUGAGCCAAUCCAGGAUUAUUUACUGCACGAGAGAAUGGAGUUUCUCUCUCUUCCUCUCUCUCAAUAAAAGCACAUCCCCGGCAAAAAGACACACACACACACACACACACCCACACACACACACACACACACAGGGUUUACUAGUUGCUUGCUGGAGGUGGGGUGUUGUUGCCGUCGUGUUGUUGUAGGUAGGGGAGGCAGGUGUGUGUCCUGUUUCCUGUGUCUUUGUAGCAUGUUCUUAAAGCCAUGACAUUAAUGUACUGAGUGAAAAACACACUACCCCACUUGCCAGCUGGCCACACACACACACACACACACACACACACACCUUGCUUAUUCUGCCACAACAGGAAUCUAAAUCAAUCACGUAAAAGCCCUGUCGCCAUGUUUGCCUACAGAUAAUUUGUGGUAGUACAGUAGCAGUAUCAGACACAGCAAUACAGUAGUUGUACAUUUGCUUGGGACUGAUGCUGUCAUCAGUGUUGGGACAUAAUACGACUAUUUCACCGCUGCCAUGUCAGCCUGCCCCAAUGCAUGGGUUGGCGUGUGUUUGAGUAAAUACACAGGUUAGUGAGUGUUUCACCAAAAGAGUUAUGGUAUCGCUUGACCUGCUGCAGCACGGGUUAAUGUGUGUGUUCUGCCCCAGUGUGUGGGUUUCAGUGUGUAUAUAACCAAUGCGUGAUCAUGCGUGACAAACUUAGUGCGGGUUCAAGUGUGUAUCAAGGGUUAAAGGGGAAUAUAGAAGUUAGAUUAACGGUGGUUUGAUUGGAGUGCUUGUAGAAUACAAAGCCAAAUAAGGACUUUAAAAAAUGCAAAAAAGAAAUGUGGUAAGACCCAAUCCCCCAUCAUGCACUGCAGUGACUGGGUGAGGUGUGGGGCAUUCUGGGUAUGCAGGAGGGUUAGCUGCCCUGGAAACAGCGACUCUGUGCCAUCCCCUCCUGGCGCAGGCGUUAUGGCUGAGCAGUGUAGUGAAAUGCAUGUUUCAAUGUUGGCUUGGGCUGUUGUGUUAGCGUACAAAAAAAUUAUAAGGGGAGGGGAGGGGGUUGUCUGUGCAUGACUUAGUUAAUCUGAGCUGUGACUAUCUUUCUCAACACUAACAAAGAAAAAAUAACUGAGCACCAUGUCAGUGGCUGUCCCUGACCUGUAGCGUGUGUUCAUCCUGCCCCUUUUUGGUGGCAAACAAAAUGGAAUCUUAUUGUGACGUUUACCUUAUUGCCUAAAGAACAAGCACAUGUGAUGAUAGAUAUAGCAACAACCUCUUUCUUUGGUAUUGCAUUUGCGUUGGUUUCUGUAUAUUUAGGUAUAUAAACACGCAAUGUUUUGGACCGAGUGAGGAGCUUAGUUGUUGAACUUGUGUUUUUGUGUGACAGAUCUCCCCUCGUUGUUGCUAUGCUGGUUUCUAUGCUGUAUUGCUAGAACAACAAUGUAGAAUGUUGUGUGAUGGGGGCAGUAUCCACAGUGCACACGGACAGACGGGGGGGGGGGGGGGGGGGGGGGGGGGGGGGGGGGGGGGGAUUUAAAUGUUGAUAUUUUAUGUUUUCCUUUUGAUCUGUUGCCCUGUGACGUUUAAGUCAAUGUGCAUAAACAGUACAUAGCAGUGCCAAUCCUUAAGAACCUAUCUGUCAUAUGCAUUGUGGACUGAGUAUUGAAGCAUUAGGAAAAAUUGAAUUGCCCUGUGGACUUAGUUGUGAAGGAUUGGGACAGACCCUUACUGACCUGUGCACUGCCAGUGUUGAUACUGCCUCCUCCUUUAGUGGAGUUUUCUAUGGGAUGUUUUGAUAGUUUACACAGGGUGUUGUCAGUUGAGAUGCCUUAAGUAUUUAACAAUCAUAAUUUAUUACUAACUGUAGAUAUCAUGGGUACAUAUUUAAUUUGAUAUAGUUUGUUUUGUUGCAAUUUAAUCAAUUUAUUUAGAAAUAACAAAAAAUGAUUUACCUCAUUUUUGCGUUGUUUUAAAUGGGAAUGCUCCGCAUGUAGUUGUAUUUUUCCUGAAGAAAUUAAACAAAAAAGCCCUGCUGUUUGAUCUCUCCCCGAGCCGGCUGUGCUAUGUUUACUGUCCCGAGCUGAGCUGUCUGGCCUGCUCUUCUCAUGUGGUGCUGUGGAUAUCUUGGUUACAUUCCAUUCAAUGCAAUUUUCCCUUAUCCCCUAUGCUGUGACGUAGUGGACAAACUGCAAUGAAAUGAAAUGGUUUUUAGUUUAAUUGUUUUCCUGUUUCUCAUUUUGCACUCUUAGUUUUAACAUGGGAACCCUCUCACUGGCAUAACAGUUUACGAACAUAGAUGUAUUAUCAUCAUUAUUAUAUACUCUGUCAUUUCCAGCUCUCUGCGUCUCAUCCUUCUAUCCAUUCUGUCUGUUACGAAGCAUGUUCCUUCUCGUCUUUGUCAUGGGAUAUUUCUCCUUACCUCUUUUCCAGAAAAACAUGUCGUUUUGAGUCCAACAAGUGCCUCGCUUCUAGUGUCAAGAGAUAUUACCUUAUGAUUUAAACCGCACUAAUUUACCCAAAAUCCAUGUCCAAAUAGUGUAUAAUGUUGUCUUUCCUCCCUUAUUCCCUCCUUUCUCUUUUUAAGGUCACCACUGACCAACCUGCAAGGUGAAAUAAAUAUGUCAGCCCCCAUAAGUGAAGUGUGGGAUCAUCCGGUGGUGUGGUUGGCAUAUUAAUGCUUUCACUAACCAAAUAUAUCUGUGAUUACCUUAUGAGAGAAAUGAAAGCAGCUAUUUAGGAGUAUUUGGACAUAACUAAAAAAAGGAGAACAACUGGUUCAACUCUAAAUCGUACCUAAUCAGACCAUUCCUUUAAAAUAACUUUGUUUUAUAAAAAAUGUAUGAAAUAUUUGACCAAAACCUUUCUACAAAGAGGCACGUUUCACUGUGUUCAUCGACGCUACACUAAUUAUUCCCAUCUUUCACUUUCCCUUUAUUUUUUCAUGACCGUCCAUCCCUUCCGUCACUCAGAACCCAUCCAAUGUUUCCCUUCACAAUCCUCUCUCAAGGGAAAACAAGAACAGAGGAUCUCUUAAAGCACAAACUAACUAAAAAUGCAUGUAUUUCUCAGGUUUGGAUAUAUAUAUAUAUAUUCUCGAUGAUAUAUAAGUAUAUGGUGAAAAUAUUUGCAGAUUACACUAAGAAUAAUACAAAUAAUUCAUUUUGCUGCUGCUUGCAUCUGACAAACAAAAACUGAAGGAAAGAGAAAAUAUCCCAAAAAGUGCCAGUGAAAGGGCAACCGCCACCUUUGUAUGAGAUAUCUGCUGUUUUAGCUGUGACUGCGCAAUGUUUUUCAAUAUAGGAUAUUUUAUCGGAGAGUAGAACUAUUUAUCAUUAAUAUUAAAGCAAUAGCUCAUUAAUGAUGAGUGUGUUGAUGAAGAACUGGAUGAGCGUAUUGUGUAAAAUGUUAGAUUCACAUUUGGUGGAAUUUUGUACUUUAUUUAUUACUACUAAUAAUGAUUUUAAAAGUUGCAUCGCUAAACCCAAACUGUUCUCUUUUUUUUCAAUUUUAUUUCAAGGCUUGUAUAUUAUCCUUUUUGUAUGUGCUCUUUUUGUAAUAAAUUGGAUAAAAUGGAA